Messenger RNA from Stereum hirsutum FP-91666 SS1, 1132 nucleotides. RefSeq lists its product as uncharacterized. The coding region runs from base 1 to 975 and encodes 324 amino acids. The transcript is spliced from 3 exons. The record is from RefSeq and is a predicted model, not a curated record. Lineage: Eukaryota; Fungi; Basidiomycota; Agaricomycetes; Russulales; Stereaceae.
AUGCACUUCCGCCCCUCUCUAUCACUCUGGCAACAGGUUCCCUACCAGAUUCAACUGCUAGUCCAAGCCCGACUUGCAUCGACCAGCAGUAAUAUUCCUCCUCCUCAGUCUCCGUUAUCAAAUACUAUCAGUGGCGUAAAUGACGCUGAGAAUGUGAAUAAUGGAGGCAGUGGCCAUGGGAGGAGGAAGCUGCAACAGCAAUACCCGUUUCCGAUGCAUCGACACCCGACGCCUCAUCAGAUAUUUCAUCUAGAUGUGGGGGCGUCGCAGGCUGAUAUAAAGUCCAGAUACUAUGAUCUUGUCCGCUCCCACCACCCGGAUUCCCCCCACUGUCGCCUCCUCCCCACCGACCUCGCCCACUCCCGCUUUCAAGCCAUAACCAAAGCCUAUGACAUUCUCCGCAACCCGCACCUACACUCCUUCCGCCAACCGCUUUACCCCUCAGACUCCUUCUAUAGCCACCAUCCUCGCGCCAACCGCCAACACCAGCACCAGCACCAUUAUUCGUACUAUGCGUACGACUCGGAUAUAUGGGCUGCGGAGUUGAAUAGGAGGAGGGCGGAGUGGAGGAAGAGGCAGGAGGUAUGGGGGAGGUAUCAUACGAACGCUCGUGCAAAUACUUUCGGUGGGAUGGGAGGCAUGGGAGAGGAUAUGGCAUUCGAAGGAAAUGGGAAGAACGCGAAGGGUUUAGACGGGAUGAAGGACCCGGUGGUUGUUAUUGUUGGACUGAGUAUCAUCUUCAUAGUCAUCUCUCCCGCCCUCUUCAACGCGGCACCCAUGACAGACCAGCGACAUAUGUCAGCCGUCAAUGCGCUAGCGCAGGCGAGGGAGGACAGAACGGUGUUUGGGAUGGAGAGAAGGCAGCAGAUCCGGAAGAGGGUUUUAGAGAUGAAGGAGGCGAGGGCAAAGGAGGAGGCCGACGCUGAGAUACAGGGAGGUGCGGAGAAGGUUUCCGACGGUUGUACAAAACCAUGAUCUGUAUCUGAGGCUUGACAUGCCGGUGGUUCAGAGGUGACCAACCAUUCACAGCAAGUAUCCUCGCACCUCCUUCCUUUUUCUCCGUCGCUGCUUGUGUAUGAUAUACAUUGUCUCGAUCUUUGUUUAACGUUUAAAGGUGUCACCAAAACAUCGC